ACGUUCUGUCAAAGUCGAACCUAACCUCGCAUUUUCAAAUUCAAACAAACGGCAAAAAAACCUCAAAAGAUAUUUUUUAAAAUAAUUUUAGAGCAUCUACUCAAAAUUCCUUGUGUAUUAUCUACAUACCCACCUCAUAUUGAUAACCUAAUAAUGUCCCUGACGCCGUCGGCCACUAGUUACGUGAGACUCCAAGAAUUAAAACUGUGGCAAGGUAGUUUCGAUUCUCUGUUACAAAAGUCCAACAGUCCUUCACGAAAUAGUUUAGUGGAAAAUAAGUCCGAAAAUAACAUUUGUGUAGAAGAAGAUCCGUCCAAAGAAUGGGAUAAAAGGAAAAUAUCCCCUGUAAAAGAUUUUCAGCAAUUGCUGGAAGAGAAGUUGGCUGAAGAAACUCCAGUGGAGGUACAUAAUGGAGCCAAAAAGCCAUUUUUGAAGAAGGGCCAGGGAUUGGCCCGGUUUAAAAUGGGCAGUGGACGACCACCAAAUAAUCCUAGGGCUAAAAGAUUUGUGGCUCGGAAACCAGUUGUGGCAAAACCUAAAGUUGCUGCUGCUGCCCCAAAAGCACCUGCUUCCUCUGGAAUAAGAGGGAUUUUAAAGAACCCUCAGGGUCAACCGAAAGAAGUGGAUUUCAUCCCUUUGACUGUUCCGGAGUAUGUUAAACCCAGAGCCUCCUGGAAGCAGGUCUUCGAGUGUGCACAGAAGAGUGGAUGGAAGAGUUCUAGUGAGGAUCCCGUGGGAAGAUCUGAGGAGGAUGGGGAAAGCGUUGAGGAGUACGAGGAGUUUAGGAGGAGUCUGGGUUCGGAAGAGAGUCGCGUUGCGAGGGAGACGAUGGUCGAGGAAGGGAUUUUAAAGACUUCUAGUGCUGCCAGUGUAAUUGGAGACGGGUUAGAAACACCCAAAUUAGCCCACCUGGACCCCAACAAAUUUACAAUAAAAGCUGGGGAUUUUACCACGAUAAACCAGAAUAUUUUGAAGCAAGUGAACGCCUAUGCCAAGAAAUAUUUCGACGGCAGCAACGUGUUGUAUACCAACGACAUUCCGGACAGAAUAAGCGAUUUGGUGACGACAAAACCGCCGCACAGUGCCGGCGAUUACACUUUAGAGGAAAUAAAAUCGGAGCGGGAGCUGAAAGCUUUUGAAAUUUUAGAAAAAAAAGUGGACAAUAGCUCGUUUUGUUCUACGAACACCAGUGUGCUAAACCUACUGGCUAGUACCCCCAGGAAACCAGACAAAACGAUUGAAGAAUCUAUUGAGGAAAUACAAGAGGUUUUCCCAAAAAAUAUGCAGGACACCAUUCAAACAAAACUGCAAGAAGUUGCCCAGAAAACUGAUGUGCUGCAGCACUUUUUAAUGAACCUGAGGCAUAUGGAGGGCGGUGGCAAAACUGAUGAUACAACAAUCGAUUCGGAUAGUACCUGUCAAAAAAGAACGUCCUCGUCAGUCGACACGAGUUUCUCCGAUGAAAACACACGGUGGUCCUCGAGAUCGCCGAGUUUCACCACCGAAGAAACGACCGAACUCGAAUCGAUGACUUACAGGCACAACAACAGUGUCAGAAAGGUUGACGCGGGUGUCAACACGAGUUUCGAGGAGAAUUCCCGCAUAGAUGAAACGAUAAGAAAUCUAGAACCGUGUAAGCACUGCGAGGAAUUAAGAUCGAAGAAUUGCGAGGCGAAAACCGUUUUGACCGCGCUCAAGUGUGAAAAUACGAAGAUCAAGCAGGAUUUAAAGAGGUUCGAGAAGGAGUACGAUAAGUUUAAGAAAAAAAUGAAAAAGGAGGGUGAGGUGCAUCGGGAGGAAGUGAAAAAACUGAUGGAGGAGUUGGAGAGUGAACGGAAGAAAAUUGCUAAAGAACGGGCAUAUUUUGAAAGUUACGUGAAAGAAUGCCAACCGGUUAGACCAUCGAAAAAAGAGCGAGACGAAAUGACGCAACUGAAGCAGGAACUGGCUGAUGCCAAGGAGCUGAUUAAACUCAAAGAUACGAAAAACGGGGCCACCCAGGCCCGUCUUAGGACCCAAAUAAAGCAACAGGAAAAAGAUAUCGCCGAAAUGAAAAUCACCAUCGAUAAGUUGCAGAGGGAAAACGCGAAACUCUCUGUACAACAAAAAUUCGCAGCACGCAGACCCCAAGAAGUGAAAAUGCUACACGAAAUUAACAAAAACUUAUCGAAACUUACGGAGGAAACGUUCAAAAAACAAUCGAAUAAAUCAGUGAGUGAGACUAACGAAAAACCGUGCGGCGACAAAGAAAAUGCCAAAGAAGAAACAAACGAUAAAAACAAUGACUUAAAAAAGGACGUGCCAAAACCGAAAAGUAUUAGAGACAGCGUUAGAUCCAAUAGUAUGACGGAUGACCUUCAAAAAACUACGGUGGAUCCCGGUAAUAUUGAAAAACAGUAUGAAACUAUGUUCGGCAACAUUUCUAGCCCUAGAAAUCUGAGCGUUUCGACUAAUAUUGAAAAAACCGAAAAAACGCUACCGGACGGCUCGGUGGAAAUCGGUUAUAGUAACGGUAACGUAAAAACCAUUUCGGCCGACGGGAAUCACAUAAAAAUGCAAUACUUUAACGGAGACACCAAAGAGACCGACCUAAAAGAGCAAACGAUAAAGUACCAUUACGCGGCAAACAACGCCUGGCAUACCCAAUUCGCCGACGGAACAGAAGUUAUGGAAUUUAACGACGGGCAAAGAUGCACUAAGAACCUAGACGGAAAAACCGAGAUUUGUUACCCCGAUGGUUCGUUGAAAAUAAUUAACUCGGACGGGUCUGAGGAGCAACAGUUUCCCGAUGGAAGGAAAACUAUUAAGAACCCUUUGGGUGAAGUGAUGAUCCUGUUGCCCAAUGGGCAAAGGGAAAUACACACGGCAGAAUAUAAAAGAAGGGAAUAUCCGGACGGUACUAUAAGAACCCUCCAUAAAGAUGGAACGGUCGAAACUGUUUAUUCCAACGGAAGGGUGAGAGUGAAAAAUGCCAAUGGGGUGCUUAUCAUGGACACGCACUCGUCCUAACUGUUCUGUAUUGUUUUAAUUUCAAUCCGUCCGAAAAUCUAAUUGAUUGUUGUUCUGUAUAUUAUUUAAAAAGCUUUAAUUUAUGUAUACUGAAGUUAAAUUUUACAGGCACCUAAUUUAUUUGUUGUAUGGUAAAUAUAUGAUCGAUUUAUUUAUUA
This is a messenger RNA of Anthonomus grandis grandis, 3167 nucleotides long. RefSeq lists its product as uncharacterized. Gene Ontology annotation, cellular component: nucleus; centriole; centrosome. Gene Ontology annotation, molecular function: tubulin binding. Gene Ontology annotation, biological process: cilium assembly; centriole elongation. NCBI's taxonomy places the organism in Eukaryota, Metazoa, Arthropoda, Insecta, Coleoptera, Curculionidae. Bases 154 to 3009 code for a protein of 951 amino acids. The record is from RefSeq and is a predicted model, not a curated record. The transcript is spliced from 14 exons.